AUUUCUUCAUUUUCUCGACACUGGAAAACCUUAGCUUGCAGUUGCACACGAAAUUCUCUGCUAUCGCCAAUGGCGUCUUCCACCUCUACGGAGCCCUCUCCGCCGGAAGAACUGAGGAACUGGCUGGAAUUGCCGCGCGAUGUGACGGCGUCGAUUCUCUCUCGUCUGGGUUCGAUUAAAAUCAUGACGACUGCUCAGAUGGUUUGCAAGUCGUGGCUUUAUAUCUGCAAGGAUCCUUAUAUGUGGCGAACCAUUGACAUUCACAGCCACGAAAUUGAUUCCGAAUGGGACUCGGAAAAGAUGUGCCGCGACAUUGUCGACCGAAGUUGUGGCCAACUCGUUGAUUUCAACAUCGAGAAGUUUGGAAACGACGAACUUCUUCGGUAUAUCACUGCUAGUUCAAGUCAGAUCAAACGCCUUCGAUUUGCUUCUUGCUCUGAUCUUUCAGAUGAGGGAUUGAUUGAAGCUAUCGGAAAGCUUCCACUGUUGGAAGAGCUUGAUUUGACACACUGCGAAAUCUCAGAAACUGUUAUCGAAGCAUUGGGGCGCUGUUGCCCUCAUCUCAAAACAUUGAAAUUGUACACAGAAGCUUAUGCACGCUCUAACUACUUCUUUCUUGAUCAAGAGAUUGAUUUUAACAAUGUUGUGAUUGCCAUUAGCAAAAACUUGCCAGAACUACGCCAUUUGCAGCUUAUUGGAAGUUGGAUGAAUAACCUGGGCUUGCAAGCAAUUCUUGAUGGUUGUUGUAAGCUCGAAUCACUUGACCUGCGCCGAUGUCUCAAUAUUAAUUUGAAGGGAGAUUUGGGGAGAAGGUGUGCUGAGCAGAUCAAACUUGUGAAGUUACCUUCUGAUUCACUUGAGGGUUGUGUUCGUAUUUCUGAUCCUGGUGAGAUGUUUUCAGGGGAAGACGAUGAUUUUCCCUUUGCCGAUCAGGACCCCUUUCUGAGUAAUCUUCUUGAAUUUGAAGAUGAGUUUGAUGAUGACUUUGAUAUUGGAUACUCAGAUGGGGAUGGUUUUUUCGACUACGAUGAUUUUACAGCCAUUAACUAUGAUGAGGAGGACUUCUAUUAACACUUCAUAAGAUCUUAUGGCAGGAUGGCAUGGCAAGGAUUAUUGUGUAUAGUGGAAGAAUCCAUGUUUUGUGGUACAUACCUUAGGAAGAACAGAGUUUAGUUAGUCUGGUUUUUGUUUUUGUUUGAUUAACUACUAAAUUAAGAUAGAAGUUUGGUUCUUUUUUCGUUUAUGUAUUACAAUUUACAAGUGAGAUCUUAUUUUCUAAUUCGACUUUAUGCUUAGAACUAAUGAAGGUUGGAGCAAGUUUUGACU
This is a messenger RNA of Cannabis sativa, 1326 nucleotides long. Its product is annotated as F-box protein SKIP19. The record is from RefSeq and is a predicted model, not a curated record. NCBI's taxonomy places the organism in Eukaryota, Viridiplantae, Streptophyta, Magnoliopsida, Rosales, Cannabaceae. Gene Ontology annotation, molecular function: protein binding. The transcript has 2 exons. The coding region runs from base 70 to 1071 and encodes 333 amino acids.